Aureobasidium subglaciale EXF-2481 is the source of this 2823-nucleotide messenger RNA. RefSeq lists its product as uncharacterized. The transcript has 3 exons. Gene Ontology annotation, cellular component: nucleus; cytoplasm. NCBI's taxonomy places the organism in Eukaryota, Fungi, Ascomycota, Dothideomycetes, Dothideales, Saccotheciaceae. Gene Ontology annotation, biological process: protein import into nucleus. The record is from RefSeq and is a predicted model, not a curated record. The coding region runs from base 1 to 2823 and encodes 940 amino acids. Gene Ontology annotation, molecular function: nuclear import signal receptor activity; small GTPase binding.
AUGUCCUGGAGUCCACAGCCUGAGCCUCUGGGCCAGCUGGCGCAGUUCCUCAAGGAGUCGCUGAAUCCUCGUGACAAGACUGCGCAGAAGAAUGCCGAGCUGGCACUCAAGAAUGCUGGCGCCAACCCCGACAUCAACAACUAUCUCGCCUACUUGUGUAUCAGUCCCGAAGUCCCUGUCGCCUUGUCAAACGAUGACUACUUCAUCGCCAGAAGUGCCGCUGCUGUCAUGCUCAAAAACAAUGUCAAAACGUCGUACAAGACCAUGGCCGAACCAAACAAGGACUACCUCCGCUCAACCAUCCUCCAAGGUCUGCAAGAUCAGGACAAGCGUAUCCGAAGCUAUGCGGGCAACGUCGUCACCGAAAUCGUGCGUCAAGGUGGUAUCCUGGGCUGGCCUCAGGUGCUGGCUGAACUCAUCUCCUUGAUCGAGAAUCGCAACGGCAACAUCGCAUCACACAUUCAGGACGGAGCCAUGAGCGCAUUGCUCAAGAUCUGCGAAGACCACAAGAAGGCUCUCAACAAAGUAUACGACGGUCAACGCCCUCUGGACUUCUUGAUCCCGAAACUCAUCGAGUUCACCACUAGCCCGACAUCAGAAGUCCGCUCAAAAGCACUCGGCACACUGAACUUCUUUAUCGAUGACCCCAUGCCGCAAGCUAUGCAAGACAACGUCGAGAAGUUCCUUGCCCAACUCUUUGCCCUGGCUCAGAACGAUCAAGAUGAGGAAGUGAGAAGGUUCAUCUGCCGCUCCUUUACGAAACUGGCCAGCAACGUUCCGGCACUGGUGUUGCCGCACGUAAGCGGUAUUAUCGAUUACGUUCUGGUACAACAAAAGGGCGAUCCAGAGUCUGACCUAGCUCUGGAUGCUGCCGAGUUCUUCUUUGAGAACUGUGAGGUUGAGGAGCUACAAGAUGAGUUUGCUCAGCAUCUCGAUAAGAUCGUUCCGGUCCUGCUGGAGAGUAUGAUCUACAGCCAAGACGAUCAGGCAAAAUUGGAAGCAGAGGCAGAAGAAGACGCCGAAAAGGAAGACAAGGAGGAAGACAUCAAGCCACAGUUUGCCAGUGCCAAGGAGAAGGGCAUUGCCGUGAAGCCUGAAGACUUCGCCAAUGGAAACGGCUACGCUUAUGACGACGAACUCAGCGACGGCGAACUUGAAGAAGACGACGACUAUGGCGAGGACCCCGAGGAAAUGUGGAAUCUCCGAAAGUGUUCAGCCGCUGCCCUGGACACCUUUGCUACUCGUUUCCACGAGCGUGUCUUCGAAUUCACUUUGCCAUACCUCAAGAACAACUUGAACCACGCAGAAUGGCCCAACAGAGAAGCUGCUGUCCUCGCAUUGGGUGCCAUCUCUGUUGGCUGCAUGGAAACCGUUCAACCAAGUCUUCCUGACCUCGUUCCCUUCUUGAUCUCUUUACUUACAGACACGCAACCCGUUGUGAGACAAAUCACCUGUUGGGCACUUGGCCGCUACUCGUCCUGGGCCUCUCACUUGGACGCGGCUGGCAAGCAACAGUUCUUCGAGCCCAUGAUGGAGGGUAUUCUGUUCCGCAUGUUGGACAACAACAAGCGAGUCCAGGAGGCAGCGGCUUCCGCUUUCGCCAAUCUUGAAGAUCAAGCAACCCGGGAGAUCACACCCUACUGCGUCAUCAUUGCGCAGCAGUUUGUCAGAUGUUUCGCUAAGUACAAGGACAAGAACAUGUACAUCUUGUAUGAUUGUGUUCAAACUUUGGCAGAGCACGUUGGCCCCGACAUGGCGCAGCCUGCCAUUGUCGAUCUACUCAUGCCCGCUCUCAUCCAGCGCUGGACCACAGUUUCAGACAAGUCUCGGGAGAUGUUCCCGUUGUUGGAGUGCCUGGCUUACAUCGCCACCGCCCUGGGCGAAGCCUUCGCUCCUUACGCAAAGCCCUUCUUCUCACGAUGCAUCAAGAUCAUACAGGACAACCUCGAGGAGGGUAACCUUGCAGCGUCCCAAGUUUACAUGGACACGCCUGACAAGGACUUCCUUGUCACCAGCUUGGAUCUUCUCAGUGCCAUCAUCCAGGCACUUGAUGGAGAUAGAGCUAGUGAGCUUAUCGCGACUGCCAACCCCAACUUCUUUGAGUUACUGGCAUACUGCAUGAGAGACAGCAACAACGAUGUCAAGCAAUCCGCGUACGCCCUGCUUGGUGACUGUGCCAUCUACGUCUUUGCUCAAAUGCAGCCUUACCUUGAUUCCAUCAUGCGUAUCCUCACCAUGCAGCUUGACCUGAGUGAGGCACUCCGCGACACUGAUCCAAUGCUCAAGGAGACUGCAUUCAGAGUGAUAAACAAUGCCUGCUGGUCCGUUGGAGAGAUCUCGAUGCGUCACCAAGCCGGCAUGGACCCCUACGUUGAGGAUCUUUUGCAGAAACUUGGCAUGAUCUUGUUCAGUCAGCAGGUGCCUGAGUCGUUGAACCAGAACGCAGCAAUUGCACUAGGCCGCAUGGGUCUGGGUAACGACCAGAGGAUUGCUCCUCAUCUUGCGCAAUUCGCACCUACCUUCCUGACUGUCAUGCAGUCUGUCGAGUGGACUGAUGAGAAGCUGGACGCAUUUAGAGGCUUCGUUCAGAUUGUGCUGGACAACCCUCAGGCACUCGAGCAAUGUCUGCUUGCUUUCUUCUCGGCUAUUGCAAGUGUGCCAGCCGACUCGCGCAAGGUCCCUGUAUCUCAGACCGAGAGACCGUUCGAAGGAUUCCACAAGGCUCUCAUGGCAUACAAGAACAUGAUCCCCGACUUUGAUGGUUUUAUCAGCCACCUUCCUCAAGAGCAACAGUACGAGCUCAGACAAAACUACAGCCUGUAA